AUGUCUUGGUUUCACUCACUGAGAGAUGACUUCACUCUGAGACCAUUUGAGAUCCAAGAAACACCCAGUGACCCUGCCGCCAUGGCAUCAGGACCUCCAGAUGUGAUGGCCAACCAGGAGCCUGCUGAGGUCUCAGAAGAGUGCUCAGGAAAGAAGAAGUCCAAGUUCCAGACUUUUAAAAACUUCUUUGCCAGGAAGAAGAAAAAGGAGUCUACUGGAGAUCGUGCAGAGCUCAAAGGCAGUCAGUCGAGUGACAAUAUCAGUAAAACGUCGCAAAACAAUACGCUCAGUCGCUCAGAGAAGGAGAAGGGGUCAAAGAUUAGCCUGGGCAGCAAGGCCUUGUCACACGACUCUGUCUUUGUCUCGGAUUCAUCUGAGGCCAACGAGGCUCUGGGGGCUUCUCAGGACAGCAUUCAUGGAAAAGUGAAAUCUCUUCAGCUUCAACUGAAGCAAGCCAUCAGACUGGGCUCCCCUCCGUCACUGAUGUGUGUGAAGAGGUCGGAAGAUGCCGGAACCAUGUCGGAGGACGACGGACUGCCCUGCAGUCCACCAGAGUACAUUUCACCUCAUGUCGCCAAGAAUCAGGCUCAGAGGAACAGCUCUAUUAGCCUAGAGGGAGUGGACAGUGAUGACGACAAGUUGUCUUGUGCUGCAUCCAGCAGAGUAGUGAGCCCUCUGGUGACUGUUCCGGGGGAUUUCAGCCAGCCUGCAAGCCCAUUCGGGUGUCUGGAUAACUCUGCAGCAAAACACAAGCUGGGUUUGAGACAGAAGGCCAACAACAAGAGGAAACCUGCCAAUAGGCUUGAGAUUAAGUCAGAGGAACACAAUGAGAUAAAUGGAUCAUUAAACAUCCCCUUCCCAGAGCGACAAGAGGAAGAGAAGAUAAUUGAUGCAAGUGGAGAUGAGUCAAAACAAAAGUUUAAGGAGGCAGAAGAAUGUCAAGAGAACAAGCAGCCUUUGUUGCAGGAAGCAAAAGAAAAAACGGAGUUGGAAAAAGAGCAGGAUAUAUCAAUUGCUCAAGACACUUCUUGUCAAUCAGAUUUUCUCGCUGCUGACACUCAGCCUUCACCUUCACCCCAACUCAGCACCAGAAGCUCCUACCUGGACACUCCUAGAACCACACCAGAGCCUCCUGCUGGUGAAAAAGACUUCCCAGAUCAUUCAAUUGUAAAUGGGAAUGAGGGGAACAUGGAAGGACCAGAUCUGGUCGAAGAUGAUGUACUGGGAGGUGUAGUAGCCGACAGCUCUUUCCUACAGGAAGUACUAAGCUCCCUGAAGACUUCUUGCACUCAAUGUGUGGACUCUGAAGAUGUAGUCCUGGAAAUGAAGGACCAGACAAAAGAUGAGAACAAGGAGACAGAAGAUGAAGAUGAGCCUGUGUUUGAUCUAGUUGCUCCUUGCGAUGCAGUCCUUAUGGAUCAGUCCAGCGAGGACGAGAAGGAGGAGAUCACCGCUUUAAGCAGUCCCUCUCCACAUGUUGAUGAAGUGGAGAAAAGUGAAGACGAGAAUGAAAAAGAAGAGGAAGAGGUGGAGGAAGAGGAACUUGUUGUGGAAAGAUUCGGUCAACCUUGUAUUCCCUCGGAGGACAUGGCAGACAUAAACGUACCUCAAGAAGCCAAACCUGAAGAACAAAAUGACUCACACAUAACAGAAUCCAACCACUCGGAGGAGCAGGAAACUGAGGCAAGUGAUGAAGAAGUGGAGGAAGAGAGUCAUGUGGUGAUGGUGGAAGAGGAAGUAGAGGAAAACCAGAAAUUAGAAGAAGAGACGGACGAAGAAUGGGAAAUACUUCCUGAUGAAACAAGCGAAGAGAUUUGCAGUGUCACUUUCAUGCAGGAGGAAAGGGAAUCUGUAAUUGUUGAUGCCACGAAUAACACACAAUACACACAUGAUGUUGAAACACAUCAAGAGUCAUGUGAUCAGGACUCCAGAAACGAAAGCCUGGCGUCUCCCAAUGAAAAUGACAGUGAAUGUAAAGCAAGGGAGGAGGGAGUGGAUGACGAUGAAGACUUUAAGCACACAGAGGUUCAUUCUGAGCCACAGGAAGAAGCAAACCUGGAGGAUGAAAAUGUGGAGCAGGAAGAAUUACUGGAGAUGGAAAAAGACCAAAUAUCACCUAUACCGUCUUCUUCUUCUCCACUCAUUGAAUCUCCUUUACAAGAACAUACAGUAACUCCCACUCCCAGUGAGAUCACCACUCUCCAUGAAACCACUUUUGCAAGUGAAUAUAAUACACCUAGAGAAAUCACUCCUCCUCCCGAAACGAACACUCGGACCACCGUUGUCCACAUGAAUCUUGUCUCUCCAACUUCAGAGUCAGUCACAUUUUCAUUUCAGCCCUCCCCAACGGAUGAAUGUACCAAAGUCUCAUCUUCAGAGCAACGUGCUGACGAAGAGACCUUCGAAACAGUGUCAGAGGUAGAAGAGCAAAUGGCUCACAUUUGUGCUCCAGCUGCUGUUACCGAAGACGCCAUGCCUCCUUCGUCUGAUAAUCAAAUAGUCAAACAGUCCCUCGAAGGCUCAAAUGAGAGCAAAGUUCGAUUCACCAUUGCCCCCGCCUGGCAGAGGUCCCUAUCUGAUGAGGAAGCAAAACAGACAUCAUCAGCCCCACUUCCAGGCGCUGACCCUGUAGCUGAGGAUAUGGAAGAGACCACCAAGAAAGACCUACCAUCAGACGCCCAGAUGGAGAAAUUUGUAAAAACAACAGUGGUCAGAGGCACUGCUACAAAGGCUGCUGUGGUCCAUGAAUCAGUCAAAGCUCAAACCUCAACUGUUCCAAGCAAAGAAGAGAGCUCUGCUGCGAUGGAGGGAAGCUACGACACUCCCUUUGGAGUUCGGCUGAGGAAGACUGCCGUUUUGCCCCGCUUCAGUUCAGAAGAGGAAAACACAGAGGAACCCACUGAGCCCCCAGUGCAGCCUGUUAGUUGUAAAGUUGAAGCAUCCAGUUUCAAACCCGCUAUAAGUCAAGCAGUCCUCACAAAACCUGCCCUUCCCAAGAAACCGGAUGUCCAUGGGGACACCGUGGUGAAAUCUAAGCGUGUUUCAGAGCCCGCACCAUCCCGUGGUGUCUCUGCUGAAUCUCAAGGUCCUAGCUGGAUCUCCAUGGCCAGACAGAAGCAGAAGAUCUACAAAGAAAAUUCACUGGAAGAGAUGACCGUCAAGAAGGAGGAACAAGACAGGAAGUCUUCACUGCCAGCGUAUGUCAGCUCGACAUCAAAAAAGGAACACCCUACCAAAGCACCUGAAUUUACUGGAAAAGUGAGUCUGCCAGAGAAGCCUUCAUCAACUCCAGAAAACGAAACUAGGAAGUCUGUAUCUCCUGUGACUCCAGUGCCACCUCAGCUUCCUAAAUCUGUAAACCCCAAGCCAGCACAUCCCUUGAUUAGCUCCAAAUCUGCACCCUCCCAUCGAUCUCUGCCCCCUCCUACACCUGUUCCGGUUGCCAUAAAACCUCAGUCUAUCUUGAACCCAUCCAAGCCCCCCCUAGAAUCCAAACCUCAGACCCAGAGCAUGAUCCUCACCUCGCCUCCUUUUUCAGCAAGAAUCAACCCUCCACUGCCGACGGCAAGAGUUGUGUCACUUUCCGGUCCGCCUCCUGUGUCUCCGCGCGGACUCGCACCUUCGUCUUUGCCCCAGGAUGAGCCACCGUGGAUGGCUUUGGCCAAAAAGAAGGCCAAAGCUUGGAGUGAGAUGCCUCAAAUAGUUCAGUGA
Messenger RNA from Nerophis lumbriciformis (worm pipefish), 3711 nucleotides. Lineage: Eukaryota; Metazoa; Chordata; Actinopteri; Syngnathiformes; Syngnathidae. The record is from RefSeq and is a predicted model, not a curated record.